Molecule: messenger RNA, 3004 nt
Organism: Dicrocoelium dendriticum
Lineage: Eukaryota; Metazoa; Platyhelminthes; Trematoda; Plagiorchiida; Dicrocoeliidae
Source: the annotation of a GenBank genome assembly
GAUUUUCAUUCGCUGACAUUGGCUGUGAAUACGAGUGGCCAUUUAUACAACACUUUACGUUUCGAAAAUGGUAUGUCACAUCGUUUCAUUGUUGACACCGGUAGCGUAGAGUCUCUUAUUUCUAAAACUAGUCUCGAUCAUCUGUACCCUGACGCUCAGCUUGAUUCCACGCUCAUUACUAUUAAAGGUAUUACUGGUCAUACCAUUCCGGUGAUAGGAUGUUGUACCUUACCAGUGCUAGAUAAGCAUUUGAAACCUGUCGAGUGUAAAUUUGUUGUCAUUCGUCAAGGCCCGUCCAUACUCGGUCUUAAAGUUAUGCAGGCACUUAAAAUAAGUGUCAAUUUUCUGUCACAUACUGAUACUGACACCCAAAUUCGUGAUUUAUUACAUGAUUGUUCGGUUACCUCUGGUGGAAUGAGAAUUCCGCCUGUUAAGUUGGAAGUGGCCGGUGAUCCAGUUUUCUGUAAACGACGUGUACUUCCAUUUGGACUUAGAGAACCUGUUCGAAAGGUACUUAUGUCUCUUUGUGAAUCAGGAAUUCUCGUCCCAGUACAAAGUUCACGAUGGGCCACACCUAUUGUCACACCGUUAACGCCGGAUGGACAGACACCGAGAGUUUGUGGUGAUUACCGUGUCAAUCUUAAUACGAAGCUGCUGCAGCGUAGUUGUGUCACGGAAGAACCUGAUUCUAUUCUCUCGCGUCUACACGGAUCCAAGAUUUUCUCGAGGCUAGACUUAAAAGAUGCAUAUCUGCAGAUACCACUGACUGAUGAGUCUAGUGAACUGACCCCAAUCAAUACACCUUUUGGGUUGUAUCGCUAUAGAUUUCUUCCCUUUGGUCUUAAUGUGUCGCCAGCCAUAUUCCAAGAUGUGAUGAACUCCAUUGUGAAAGAUCUGAAGGGUGUUGAGGUCUAUCAAGACGAUGUUUUUGUACAUGCUAUUAACAAACCGACACAUGACUACCGAUUACUGGCACUUUUGACUCGCUUCAAGGAUGCUAAUGUGAAUAUCAAUCCUAAGAAGUGCUUAAUUGGUGUCCAUGAAAUCAGUUGUCUUGGUUAUCAGGUUACAUCUGAAGGAUUCAAACCAGAUCCUGAUCGGAUAAAACAAUUGGUUGAUGUGAAGUCCCCCACCAAUGUUCAUGAGCUUCGAUCACUGAUGGGCGCUUUACAGUACUAUUCCAAAUUCAUUCCUGGUUUUGCAUCCAUUGCUGAUCCUUUAUUCACCUUGUUGAAUGACAAGAGUUUUGUUUGGUUAGACAGACAUGAACAUGUUCUUCGGAAGCUUUUAAAAAUUCUUGCAUCUGGUUGUGUUCUUCACACCUUUUCUCCUAAAUUAACUACUGUGCUUUUCACAGACGCUUCACCCACUGGUAUUGGGGCUGUGUUAGAGCAGAAUGGACACCCCGUUCUGUGUAUUUCCCGUCGACUAAGCCAUGCUGAAAAAGGAUAUGCUCAGACUUAUCGAGAAGCUUUGGCUGUAUACUGGGCAGUCACUAGACUUCACAAAUACUUGUUUGGCCUCAGAUUUACCAUUGUGACAGAUCAUGAAGCUCUGAAGUUCAUUUACAAUCCUUCCAGUUCUUUAGCUAAGUCUUCAGCAGCCAUAGUCCAAAGGUGGAGUGUUGCCCUUAGUGCGUAUAACUAUGUGAUCGAGCACAGAAGUGCGAAGCUCAUUCCUCACGUCGACUACUUAUCAGGUACUGCAACGAUAUUUGAAACCGAUUCUGAAAUGAGUUGUUUACUCACCCAGCCGCUUCCAAUCUCUCGUUCUGCCCUUAUCAAUGAUACUAGAAGGUAUUAUGGGUCAUUGAUUUCUGCUGUCAAACGUGGUUGGUCGGUUUCUCUCAAACGGAAGUUCCCACAAUUUUAUGUGCGUCGUGAUGAAUUGUGUGUUACACCUGAUGGAUUACUAUGUGUAAAUGACCGCAUUGUUAUCCCGCCGACAUUGAGAUCAGCUAUUCUAACGGAUUUACAUUCCGGUCAUCUUGGUGUUGAAAAGAUGAAGUCUUUAGCUCGAUGCUUGUGCUGGUGGCCUGAAUUAAAUGCAGAUAUUCGACGAACUGCUUCUGAUUGCCCGAACUGUAAACACAAAAUUUUACGGCAACCGUCAAAGUGGACACCAUGGCCGAUGACAUGCGAGCCCUGGCAAAGGAAGCACCAUGCUCUUGUGGUAGUGGAUUCUUAUUCAAAGUGGCCGGAGGUAUUCCUGACUGAUAAACCAAAUUCUGCUUUUACUGUCCGUGCCUUGAGAAAAGUGUUUAGUAGAGAAGGAGUCCCAUUAGCUGUGGUAAGUGACAAUGGUUCGCACUUUUCGGCCUCAGAGGUUACUAAUUGGCUACAGAGCCUUGGGUGUCGCCACCUUUUUACCGCUCCACGACAUCCAUGUUCUAAUGGCCUAGCGGAAAACUUUUUUGCAACCUUAAAACGUUCUAUUACCUCCUAUGUUCCUACUUCUUUUGAUGAACUUGAUCGUUGUGUUGAUAACUUCCUUCUUCAAUACCGUAAUUGCGUGCAUUCCUCUACUGGAGAUACACCUGCCAAACUUUGUAAAUCCAGACCAUUGAGGUCAAACAUGCUUGGCUUGGGGACUGCUGAAGUAUCUUAUUUCAGGGGCAAUGAUUUACGUCCCUCAUCUGGUAUCAUUGUUAACAACAUUGGAAACCGCAUGGUUAGAAUUUUGGAUCUUGAUGAUUGUUCUGUACACAGACGGCAUGUUGACCAGAUACGAUACAAGGAUUCCGGUCAGUUGUCAUUCAAUUCAGUGUGCACUGAAAAUACUAAUGUCGAUUCAGUUUCAGAUCCUCAUGAGUAUUCUGAGCAAAAUCAGCCUCCAAGAAGAUCUGCCAGAUUGCAACAGAAACCACAGCUGAAUUACAGGAACCUGGAGUUGCAUUCAAGCUGCGGAGGAUGUGAUAAUUGUACAAACAACACUCAGUGAUUGUUUAUUGUUAUUCUUUUCACCUUUUUUGAUGUAGAAUAUACACCCGCGAAAUUCGAAUUCC